Molecule: messenger RNA, 1725 nt
Organism: Meloidogyne enterolobii
Lineage: Eukaryota; Metazoa; Nematoda; Chromadorea; Rhabditida; Meloidogynidae
Source: the annotation of a GenBank genome assembly
CUAUUUUCAUGCAUCAUGUGCUCGCUUAAUUUUUACGUCAUCAUGAUUGGCGACAAACUAUCGCAUAUAUUUUUUCCUUUCAUCUCUAUUUUUGCAAUCUUAACUGAUCAAUUUUCGCACACACAUGCAUUAAUUGACUUAAAAAUAUAUAAAAAUAGGCACGAGUUUAUUUACGCGUGCAUUGAAUUUUUUUAAUCCUAAUGAGUUUAAUGAGAUUUUAAUUAUUUUUGUUUUAAUUUUUAAAACAAAAACUGGAUAAUAUUAAAUCAAAUUCUUUAGGAUUAAUAUUUUUAUAUUUGUUUUAUCAACUUCAUUACAUAAAUUUUUGUUACUUUUUGUUUAUAUUUACUUAACAUUACUUUAUCUAAAUAGAAAAAAAUAUUUUUAAAUUUAUAAAAAGUCAGGUUAAAAAUGUCUUCAAAGUUACGUCAAGCUUCUGUUUUGAGUAUGCGUAAACUGAAUGAGUUGCUGGGUGAUUGCAAUCUCAGUCUUUCAUCGCUUCGAGUUCAUGUCCAGCAAAUUGGUACUUCAAGUGAUGGUUUAGCAUUGAGAAAGGAGACUGAAGAAGUUGCAAGGGCCUGUUUUCAAGCAUGUGAAUCUACUAGAGGUACUGUUCUGCCGCAAUUAAAAAAGGAAGGUUAUCAAUGUGUUACUUGUUUUAUUGGCUGUGUGAGUGGUCUAUUAUUGGAAUUGAAACGAUGCCAUGCUAUGGAAUCGACAUUUCCUAUAGAGGACGCGCCAUUAAUUGCGGAGACAUUGAUCAGACCAGUAGAAGAAAUGCUUGAAAAUUUGGAGAAUUUAAUUACUGUUCAUUACUCGACAAGUGAGACUUCACCUGAUUCGAAAGUGACUUCACAACGCCGUAAGACUGGCAAAUGUCGACCACAGUGUAUUUGUACUGAUUUUGUUAAGACUAGCUAUGCUUGAUUUUGGUUAACAAAUAUUGAGAACAGAGCUUUUUAAAUUAUUUUUUUGUUUUAAAUUUAUAGACAUUUUUAAAAAUAAUUUUUGGAAAAUCUCAAAAAUUAUAUAUUUUUGUGCAAAAUUUAAGAAAAAUAUUCUUUUUUAAAUUUAUACUAAUUUUAUUUCGAUUUAUUUUAUAUUUGUGAUUUUUUAUUCAUUAAAAGAAUAAAAGAAAAUUAAAUUUUUAUUUUAUUAAUAUUUUUAAAAUUUCAAUGAUUUCAUUCAGUAAUGUUCAUUUCAAAAUUGUUUUAUUUUUAAUUAUUUUUAUUUAAAUUUUAAUAGAACAAAGUGAUCUUGUUUUGGCAUAAUUUGGUCAAUUUUGUUCAAACUGCACUACAUUCAAUUAGGUUAGUUGGUUUUCCAUUCACAAAGCAAGGCUGGUCAGGUUGGUACUUUUGGAUGCAUCCUUUAUAUCUGGGGGAAUAGGUACCCUUCUAAUAAGUAACUUCAAAGGAUUUCUAGCGUUUUUUAAAUUUUCAAUAUAAAUAAUGAAGGUGAAAUCCUGUGGUUAGAAAUAGAUACAUAUAUUGUGUAUGUAUUGUCAGUCAAAAGCAUUUUUUAUUCAAACUACCGCUAUUUUAUCUAACUUUCUCUCGUACUUAUUCUCUACAUAAAGUCGCCUUCCUAUAGAUAUCCCUCAAAUAUUUUAGUCUGCUCUAUAUUCAGCAUGCUAGACACAGCUGAACCUUUCAUAGCCUCAUAUACCCCAAUAGUCACUGGAUAUUGCCUUCAAUUUAGCGAUAGCUCUGGCAUUCUUUCCCU